Molecule: messenger RNA, 1005 nt
Organism: Procambarus clarkii (red swamp crayfish)
Lineage: Eukaryota; Metazoa; Arthropoda; Malacostraca; Decapoda; Cambaridae
Source: RefSeq, a predicted model, not a curated record
AUGGGCAACAGCUUCUCUGCUGCAUGGGAAGAAACAGGAAAACCAUUCCGGACAAAAAGAAAAUGGGACAAGCUUUAUGAAGAAAGAAGAAAAUGGGACAAGCUUUGUGAAGAAAGAAGAAAAUGGGACAAGCUUUGUGAAGAAAGAAGAAAAUGGGACAAGCUUUGUGAAGAAAGAAGAAAAUGGGACAAGCUUUGUGAAGAAAGAAGAAAAUGGGACAAGCUUUAUGAAGAAAGAAGAAAAUGGGACAAGCUUUAUGAAGAAAGAAGAAAAUGGGACAAGCUUUGUGAAGAAAGAAGAAAAUGGGACAAGCUUUGUGAAGAAAGAAGAAAAUGGGACAAGCUUUGUGAAGAAAGAAGAAAAUGGGACAAGCUUUGUGAAGAAAGAAGAAAAUGGGACAAGCUUUAUGAAGAAAGAAGAAAAUGGGACAAGCUUUAUGAAGAAAGAAGAAAAUGGGACAAGCUUUAUGAAGAAAGAAGAAAAUGGGACAAGCUUUAUGAAGAAAGAAGAAAAUGGGACAAGCUUUAUGAAGAAAGAAGAAAAUGGGACAAGCUUUAUGAAGAAAGAAGAAAAUGGGACAAGCUUUAUGAAGAAAGAAGAAAAUGGGACAAGCUUUAUGAAGAAAGAAGAAAAUGGGACAAGCUUUGUGAAGAAAGAAGAAAAUGGGACAAGCUUUGUGAAGAAAGAAGAAAAUGGGACAAGCUUUCUGAAGAAGAAAAUGGGACAAGCUUUGUGAAGAAAGAAGAAAAUGGGACAAGCUUUGUGAAGAAAGAAGAAAAUGGGACAAGCUUUAUGAAGAAAGAAGAAAAUGGGACAAGCUUUAUGAAGAAAGAAGAAAAUGGGACAAGCUUUAUGAAGAAAGAAGAAAAUGGGACAAGCUUUAUGAAGAAAGAAGAAAAUGGGACAAGCUUUAUGAAGAAAGAAGAAAAUGGGACAAGCUUUAUGAAGAAAGAAGAAAAUGGGACAAGCUUUAUGAAGAAAGAAGAAAUGGGACAAGCUUUAUGA